GUUUCUUCCCGCUCACCACAAGGCGAGUAUCGAAGGAUCUGCAUUGAGUGAGCCACUGCCAUGUGCUCCGUCUAAGACACAAUGUGGCACAGGAAUAACCUCGGGGUUUUGUUGAUAUCACUCUUGCUCCUACGUGUACAUGCGGCUUUUAUUCGCCGUUUGGAUUGCAGCCCCUCGGAUGAUGCGUUAAUCGACCAUAUCUUUGAGCCACUUUCCUUGAGAGGCUAUCUAGACACUAAACAUGCGAACAAAACAAUACUGUCCUUAACAUUAAGCGGCGAUUAUGAGUCUCAUAAUUGUGAAGCCUUGGGCGGCGCAUUGGCACGCAUAUCAAUUGAUGCAAGAGUACUCGGUCGUUCGGUUAUUACUGAUGACCGCCUGUUGGACUCCAGUGCUGACUGCCCGGAGUUGUCUCCGAUCUAUUAUCCGAGGUACCUAUUGCAUCCUCCAACAGGAAGCUCUCAACUGAUGAUCUAGAUCCGAUCCUCGGACGUACACAACGUACCGAGCGUCGUACUCAUUGGACCAUGCGUACCGCAUGAACACCUUGGCAACG
Molecule: messenger RNA, 556 nt
Organism: Aspergillus caelatus
Lineage: Eukaryota; Fungi; Ascomycota; Eurotiomycetes; Eurotiales; Aspergillaceae
Exons: 1
Coding region: 82-477 (131 amino acids)
Source: RefSeq, a predicted model, not a curated record